Messenger RNA from Salvia splendens (bonfire salvia), 1254 nucleotides. RefSeq names its product dihydroneopterin aldolase 1. Gene Ontology annotation, cellular component: cytoplasm. The coding region runs from base 701 to 1084 and encodes 127 amino acids. The record is from RefSeq and is a predicted model, not a curated record. Lineage: Eukaryota; Viridiplantae; Streptophyta; Magnoliopsida; Lamiales; Lamiaceae. The transcript is spliced from 3 exons. Gene Ontology annotation, molecular function: dihydroneopterin aldolase activity. Gene Ontology annotation, biological process: folic acid-containing compound metabolic process.
UAAAUGAUAAAGAGGACUAAGCACUUGCACUAUAAAAAUAAACGGGUCACUCACAGUUUUUUCUAUCAUGAUUUCACUAAAAAAUUCAUCGAUAAUUCAUUUCAACAACAAACAUCGAGCGUAAUUGAAAUCAACAUUGGUAAGAGAAAUACCGACGGAUUCAUCCCUUAGUCUCGGAAGCUGAACACGGCCGGCGUCGUUAAAAUUAUUUAGUUUACAUAUUUUUAAAAAUAAAUACUUACUAGUAAUAUGAAGCAGGAAAUGGAAUGCAAUGCGGAUUUGAUUUGGAGUUUGGUUGUGGAACUGUGUGGUGUGUUUUCCAUGCCUGCGAAGUGUUCGACGAAAUGUCAAUGUGUUUUUCUAGUUAACUGCUUGAUUACUUUACUGAUUCUAUUUUUAUGUGAGUAGUUUCUAGUGAUUUGAAAUUGCUAGUGAAAUAUUUUGCUUCAAGAAUAUCUUUUUGUGCUUUGUCAUAAGCUGAAAAUGAUCAGACCUAUACACUGAGGAGCUGAAAUGAUGGUUUUUUUUUUAUUUGGAAUGUCACACUUGUUAUGUUGUGUUCCAUUAAGUAAAGUGGCCCUUGUAUUUUACAUGACACUCUGUUUGUCACUACAGAGUGAAAGGGACCAGUCACCUGUGAAAUCUAGCAAACGUCGGGAGCUCAUCACCUACGACGUCAUCCAACGUUGGCUAAGGGGAAAUGACGGGAGACAAGCUCGUUUUGAGGGGUCUUCAGUUCCACGGGUUCCACGGGGUGAAGGAAGAAGAGAGGAAGUUGGGUCAAAAGUUUCUGGUCGACGUAGAUGCCUGGAUGGAUCUUCAAUCAGCUGGUGUUUCCGACACCCUCUCGGAUACCAUCAGCUAUACUACUAUAUAUCGCAUAGUUAAAGAAGUAUUGGAAGGAUCCCCUCACAAUCUUCUCGAAUCAGUAACUGAAUCGAUUGCGUCCAAGAUCUUGAGCCAUCAUCCCCGGAUUUCUGCUGUGCGUAUCGUGCUGGGAAAGCCGCACGUGGCUGUGGUCGGCCCGGUUGACUAUUUGGGCGUCGAGAUUAUCAGACGCCGAAACAGCGCUGUGAAGAACUAGAGCCCUUGCCGUUGCUACUGUCAAUUGAAUAUGUAAACCUUUGUUAUGUAUUUCGAUUUUGUUUGCUGCAUUUUCCUUUCCAAAUUUGAUGUUUUAGCAAUCACACUAUUACUAUGCAAAAGACACUGUUUUCAUUUAUCAAAUAUAUCAAAGGGGCUUAAAUUCUUGAA